AUGGCUUCGCAGCAACCAUCGGCAAACUCCACAUCGGCCGGAUUUGCAGUGCCAGGUCCUCGCACAUCACAGAGUCCUAAUCGUCGUCCAGAUGUUGCUUCACCCUGUAAGCCUUGCUUGCCAGUCAAUUCAUCCGGCCAUUCCAUGCAACCACCUCAAAAACCACUUGCAUCAACCUCCACUCCAGCACCCAAUAUACAGGCAUCAUCUAUAGUAUCAACCAAGGAACCCAUGGCAGUUUCUAAAUCUGUGUGUUCUGCAUCAGCUCCUCAACCACCUCCGCUUCCUUACAAAGUGCCUGAAUGGUCCAAAUCACCAUCAGAGGAUUACUUUUUCGAGGUCAUUAAAAAUGGAACCAUUGUCGAACAAACUCAGCUGUUUCGUCAAGAGUAUAUCGUUGUUGGUCGAUUGCCAAUUUGUGAUGUCGGUCUUGAGCAUCAGAGUAUAUCUCGUUACCAUGCAAUCAUUCAAUUCAAGGAAGAUGGGACUGUACAGAUUUAUGAUCUGGGUAGUAGUCAUGGCACAUACCUCAACAAGACACUUCUUCCAAAGCAUGAUUACAGACAGCUUUGUGUUGGAGAUAUGAUUCGAUUUGGGCAGAGCUCUCGUAUCUAUAUUCUUAUGGGACCUAAACCUGUUUACCAGGAAAUCGAGUUUAAAAAAAGUCUAAAACUAAAAAAGCCUGAAGAGGCUGUCAUUGAAGCGAGCAGAGAAGAAGUUACAUGGGGAUUUGCCGAAGAUGCGUAUGAUGGGGACGAACUGGCUGGGCAAGAAGUUGAUAUGUCUGCAGUGGAUCGAUCAACAAUUGAUCCCAAUGCAUUUUAUUAUUCAGAUCCACGGAAAGCAUUACGAGUAUGGUUUGAUUCGCGUGGUGCUGACUUGGAAUACCAGCAUGAGGAAGAGGGACAUGGUGUGACUCGUGGAUACGUUGCACGUAUUGAGUUGCCUGUAGAAACCGGAUUUGGAAAAUUGAUUGGUGUAGGUCAUGGCAGCAAGAAAAGGUCUGCUGAGCAUGAUGCUGCCCUGGAAGCAUGCUUUAGGUUGGACAAGUAUGGUUUGCUGCGCGGCAGUGGUGCAGAAACCAAUCAGAGGCUAAAGAAUCGUAGAAAGGAACUUUAUGGGGAUGACGAUGAUGCUGACGAUUCCUUUUACGAUCGAACAUCCAAAGCCGGCCAUUCAAAAACAAAACAAGCUGAGCAUCAAGAAAAAGUAGAGACCUUUGAGAGUCUACAGGAAAAGCGUCUUGAUACGCUGAAAGAGAUGGAUAGACUACAAAAGCUUAUUGAAAAAGCAGAUCAAGCGGCGAGUCAAAAUACGGAAGAGGUUGAUGAGCUCGAUCAAUUCAUGUCGAGCGUUAAUAGCAGCAUCCAAGCCGAAUCAUUGUUGGCAGACAAAAAACUACUCGAGGAAUGCAAGACUGAGAUUACACGAUUGGAUAAGUUGAUUAAAUUGGUUGAGCCUAGUCAUAUAAGUCAAGCGCAGCAGCUAGCUGUGCCUACUGAAUCGAUUUUUGCAAAAAAACCAUCCACUUCUCCCUUCAAGACUGCUUCUGCUUUGUCUAGCCAGUCAUUACCAUCUAAACUACUGGAAAAGUCAUAUCCAUCUAACGGUGCAAGUAUUCGACCGUAUCAGUCGUCCAUCAGUGCGUGUGUUAGCCAGUUGGGGCUUGUUAGCCCUCAAAAUACAGUCACUUCAAAGUCUGAUGGUUUGUCCCGCUCUACGUCACCGGGUCUGACAGUAUCACGAUCAUCUACCAAGCAUUCAUUUCCUGACUCGGAAACAGCGGUGUCGGUCGCUGAAUCUGACAAAUCUGACAAGGAUUCGGCAGCCCACACAUCUAUUGCAUCCAACGACUUUAAACGGAGAAAGUUUCUUGUACCCACACAGCAGCAAAUGAAGCAGCAUGACAUUGAGACUGAGGAUGUGGUAGAUUCUAUUAUUGGACAAUCAGUAGAUGCGUCCGAUGUCGCACAGAUGAAUGCUGCAUAUGGCUAUUAAAACAGUAUCCACAUAAUGGAGCAUUUGUAUCUAUCUUGCAUUAAUUUCCCUUAUUUUGUUUUGGAAUAAAUAAUGAUCAAAUGUUUA
Batrachochytrium dendrobatidis JAM81 is the source of this 2085-nucleotide messenger RNA. RefSeq lists its product as uncharacterized. Bases 1 to 1998 code for a protein of 665 amino acids. The record is from RefSeq and is a predicted model, not a curated record. Gene Ontology annotation, molecular function: protein binding; mRNA binding. NCBI's taxonomy places the organism in Eukaryota, Fungi, Chytridiomycota, Chytridiomycetes, Rhizophydiales. The transcript has 9 exons.